AUGUAUUACGAUCCAUUGGUAGCCCUUGUUAAUUUAUCCCCAGUUGAAAAAUUAUGUGAUGAUCACUCGAAAAAAAAGUCAAGAUGGGGAAACAUCUUGUCCAAUACCGCUUUAGAAGAUAAAGUAGUACCAAGUAAAUGGGGAGCAGAGGAUUACAAGCCAUAUCUACCACUACCGUUUGUGGAUUUCCCCCCAGGGUUAACCCCAUCUCAAUUAGACCAAUUUUUGAGAGAACAAAGAUAUGAUGAAUUGACUAAAAAGUUGAAUAAAGGAGAAUUAGAAUAUGUAGAUCCAGAUAUAAGACCAGCCUCUCCUCCACCCAUAUAUGAUAAAAAUGGUAGUAGAAUAAAUACAAGAGAAGCAAGAAUUAAAAAUAGUAUGAUUGAAGAACAUCAUAGAUUAGUUGAAUAUUUAUUAAAACAUGUCAAAGGGUUUGUAGCUCCACCAAAUUAUAAACCAAUAAAAAAAAUAAGAAAAAUAGAAAUACCAAUGGAUAAAUAUCCUGAAUAUAAUUUUAUGGGAUUAAUUAUAGGCCCACGUGGUUGUAAUCAUAAAAGAUUAGAAGCAGAAAGUGGUGCACAAAUUAGUAUAAGAGGUAAAGGUACGCAAAAAGAAGGGAAAAAAACAGAUCAUCAGACAGAUAUAGAGGCAAAUAUGCCGAAACAUGUUCAUAUAUCAGCUGAUACAGAAGAAUGCGUAGAAAAAGCUGUAAGUUUAAUAACUCCUUUAUUAGACCCAUUUCACCCUUUACAUGAAGAAUAUAAAAAAAAAGGAUUAGAACAAUUAGCUUUAGUUAAUGGUAUAAAUUUAAAUCAAUUAGAAACACAAAGAUGUUCAAUCUGCAAUUCUUCUACUCAUUUAACAUUUGAGUGCCCAGAAAAUAUGAAUUUACAAAAUUUUAAAAAACCAGAAAUUAAAUGUAAUUUAUGUGGAGAUCAUGGGCAUAUAACCCUUGAUUGUAAAUUAGCAAAACAAAAUAAUUUUAAGAAAAAUGAUUUUGAUACCUCUAAUAAUAACAUACCUGCACCACCACCUGGUGGUACACCUCCGCCUCCUUAUGAUAAGGUGAAAAAUCAUCAAUUUAAUCAAACAAAUAAAUAUGAAAAAAUUAAAAUUGAUAUGGAAUAUCAAAAAAUGAUGAGUGAGUUAAACACGGAUAAGGAAAAUAGCAGUCCCCAAUUUGUUGAGUCAGGCAAAAAGACAAAUGAAAUUACAUACGGAAAUAACAGUAACAGUGGAAAUACUAACAAUAUUAUUAGUAAUAAUACCAUUGGAAAUAAUGCUACUAGUAACGUUAGCAUUAACCCGAGUGGUGAUUUUACAAUACCAACUAAUAGCUUCAACAAUUUUAAUGAUCCAACAAUAGACUUCCUAGAUUUCAAUAAUAAAUUUCAAAACAGUAAUAAAAACGUUAAUAAUAUAAUGCCACCAAUAAACAGUAAAAAUAUGAACAAUCCAAAUUUUAUUCCUUUAGGACAAGGUAAUAAUAACUCAUUUAAUGAUGAAUUAAGAGCGUUUAAUUCACAAAAUUUUUAUGAUCCCCUAUCUAAAAGUAAUAGAAAUAGUAACAACAGUAAUAUUAACAUUAAUGCUUCUAUGCGAAAUGCUAACGGAAAAAAUUUCAAUUCAAACGUGAACUAUCAAAGUGUAAAUAAUAUUCCUUUAAACCCACCUUUGCCAAUGUUACCAAAUUUUUUUAAUUUCCCAUUUAUGAACAACGGAAUGAUGCAAAAUGGUUCCUUGCCCUAUCCGAAUGGUCAACAGGUUCCAUCUAAUCAACAAAUGCCCAUAGACCCGUUAUACUUGCAGGGUUUUCAGAGUAAGCAUACGAAUUUUAGCUCAUCUGAGUUCAUUCAUGAGGAUGCCUGCGCCAAUGCAAGUGUGCGCAUACGUGCAAGCUUAAAUUACGUUCCAUCGAUUGUAUAUUGGUCGCAAAUACCUAUGAACUAUGCAGAUGAUGUGCUCGCUCAUGCGUCAGCCCCGGAAACGAACCCCCCACCACUGCCAUCAGAAGAUACGAGUAAUCAGGAUGAUGUGAAUAUCACAUAA
Plasmodium malariae is the source of this 2049-nucleotide messenger RNA. Its product is annotated as transcription or splicing factor-like protein, putative. Gene Ontology annotation, molecular function: zinc ion binding; mRNA binding. The record is from RefSeq and is a predicted model, not a curated record. NCBI's taxonomy places the organism in Eukaryota, Apicomplexa, Aconoidasida, Haemosporida, Plasmodiidae. Gene Ontology annotation, biological process: regulation of mRNA splicing, via spliceosome. The transcript is spliced from 2 exons. Gene Ontology annotation, cellular component: nucleus. Bases 1 to 2049 code for a protein of 682 amino acids.